This is a messenger RNA of Thalassophryne amazonica, 1965 nucleotides long. RefSeq names its product CDC42 effector protein (Rho GTPase binding) 4b (gene cdc42ep4b). The record is from RefSeq and is a predicted model, not a curated record. The transcript has 2 exons. Lineage: Eukaryota; Metazoa; Chordata; Actinopteri; Batrachoidiformes; Batrachoididae. Bases 330 to 1331 code for a protein of 333 amino acids.
CCACACAGAAUGGAAAGUCCACAGACCGAGGAGCUCCAUCAGUGGGAAUGUGUUGUUGAGAGAAAUCAACUCCGCUUUCAUGAUUUUCCUCUUUAUGGAAAGUUAGCUGGAACACGUCCGGAAGCCUUCCCGUCUAUUACGUCACAAAGCCUGAUCCAGUGUGUAAGCUGAAACCUGAGUUUGACAAUCUGGAUGACCACAAUGGCAGCGAGCAUUAAAGACCCUGAAUUAUAUUUGCUUUGACAGCAUCGCAAGAUUCCUUUAAAGUCUGGCAGGAAUAUUACUGAAAUCUAGUUUCAUUUCACUUGGUGGAUUAAAAGAUUGCCAUAAUGCCCAUUCUUAAGCAGCUGGUGUCCAACAGUAACCAGUCAAAGCGCCGAUCUCGGGCUGACUUGACUGCAGAGAUGAUCAGUGCGCCACUAGGAGAUUUCCGCCACACCAUGCACGUGGGCCGUGGGGGUGACGCCUUUGGAGACACAUCAUUUCUCUGCACCCGAUCAGGGGAACCACCACGGGAGGCGGAGAUGAAGCAUGGCUCCCCAGGCUCCAAACCUGGACUGCUGGCCCGCACCUUCAGAAGCAGCAAACGUUCUCAUUCAGUAAACCGUGCGGACAAGUACGAGUACAAUAUAAUGCCGCCAUCUAGUGGCUCAGCUAAUUUUGUGAAAACUGCCAUAUCCUUGCCUUAUCUAAAUGAAGAAGAUGUCAACAGAGGCAGCCAACUUCCGAAAAGUGUUUCUUCCAGCCCCUUGAAGACCUUGACAGAGAUCGACACCAAGCCCACAAAUGGAGCUGCAGCCAUGGCAACGCUGGAUGCAGAAUUUGAUGAGCGCAAUUUUGGCGAGUUGACAGAUUUGCCCCCUUCCAUGCCUAAGGGAUGUGGGAUGAAACACGCAGAUUCAAUGAUGUCAUUCCACAUCGACUUGGGGCCCUCCAUGCUCGGAGACAUCUUGAGCGUGAUGGAAAAGAAAGGAUGGGAGGAGGAUGACCUUGGCUACGAGGAAGGCAAAGGUAGCGAAGGUCGCGCAUCACCCUCUCACAUUCCUUCCAUAGAUGACGAAGAAGUCCACCCCCCUGCCAGGCCCCCUCGCAGCAUGUACCAGCAGAAUGCCAUUGACGAUCCCUACACCCCGGAGCUACACACCAGGAACGACCACGGUACCCUGGAUAGCUGCUCGGUGUCCAGCUCUGGUUCAGCCACAAUGGAGGAAAAACCUCAAUACCAUCUCCAUUAUGGUGACACGGACAGCGUAAAGUACAGUUCACCACGUAGAGAGGAUGACAAAGAUUUCUCCUUCAUGGACGAUGAUGAUGAUGAGAUUAGAGUGUAGGCCAUGAAGUGCUGGAAGAUACUAAUAUAACCUCCAUAUGUACUUGAUAGCUAUUACAUGCUGUUGAGGAGCAGGGGAGUGCAUUAAACCUCUUGUAGGUCAAUCUAAUCUCUGUACCCUUGCUGAUAUCAAGCACAAAAUUUGGAAAAGACAUUACCCCAUGUUGAUCUUUGUGCCUCUGAAUGCUGCAUAGACUAAGAAAACUCCAUAAUCUGUUGUGGCAUUAACAUUUAUUUUCACACCAAGCUCACAGUGACCACAAGGCUGGAAAACUUCAUCCCCACUCUUAAUCACACAAGUGUGACAUUUAAGGUUGUGUGAUGUGAGCAAAUAGACAUGAGGUCAAAAAACGACAAAUUCCAAGGACGAAAAGGGCGAUGUUGCACAAAGAGAGAAUAUGAGUGAUCUCACAGCUUGAGUUGCCACAAAUGUUGAUUUGGCAUUGACACUAAAUGGAAUAAAAGUCUUACUUUUGUAUCUACGUCUUUCUCCAAGGGGCACUUUUUUUUUUUUUACUUUUUUAAAAUGCAUAUACACUAUCAUGACGUUGCUCAACAGUAGCUCAUUGUAAUUGAUCAGAGUAGCAUAUCAGUGUCUAAUUCUUCCGGUAAUAGAUGCUCAUACUUUCUUAAUU